Molecule: messenger RNA, 2601 nt
Organism: Ipomoea nil (Japanese morning glory)
Lineage: Eukaryota; Viridiplantae; Streptophyta; Magnoliopsida; Solanales; Convolvulaceae
Exons: 1
Coding region: 1-2601 (866 amino acids)
Molecular function (GO): nucleic acid binding; RNA-DNA hybrid ribonuclease activity
Source: RefSeq, a predicted model, not a curated record
AUGGUCUCGGAUUAUAGACCGAUAGCGCUGAGUAACGUGGUGUACAGGAUUAUGGCUAAGGUUAUAACUGCCAGGAUGAAACCACUUAUGGGGGAUAUUAUAUCUGACACCCAAAGUGCUUUUAUAUCUGACAGGUUAAUAACAGAUAAUAUUUUGAUUGCUGCCGAGGUCGGACAUUUUUUGAACAGAAAACAAUGUGGAAUCACAGGAUGGGGGGCUUUGAAACUGGAUAUGGCAAAAGCCUAUGACCGGAUGGAAUGGCCCUUCUUGCGUAAUAUGAUGUUAGCAUUGGGUUUUGAUGAAAGGUGGGUGGAAUUGAUAAUGCUGUGUGUGACCUCAGUUUCAUAUACUAUACAGGUUGGUGGAACACGAGGUGACCAGAUCACGCCGACUCGUGGAUUGAGGCAGGGUGACCCACUGUCACCUUAUCUCUUUAUUAUUUGUGCUGAGGGACUUUCAUUACUGCUACAGCAGGCACGGUUGAGAGGAGAUCUACAUGGGUGUAGAGUAGCUAGGGGAGCCCCCCCUAUAUCCCACUUAUUUUUUGCAGAUGAUAGCUUACUCUUUUUUAGAGCAACUGCGCAGGAGGCCAGUGUGGUAAAACAGUGUUUAUCGGUGUAUGAGGAAAUGUCUGGGCAAGCAGUAAAUUACUGUAAGUCAAGCAUUUGCUAUAGUAAGAAUACGCGGGAUGAGCACAGAGAGGAGGUUGCCAGUAUCUUGGGAGUGGUUCAGGCUCCGAAUUUUGGGAAGUAUUUGGGACUUCCAUCAUUUGUGGGCAGGAAUAGGAGAGCAGUUUUCUCAUAUAUUGAUGAUAAGAUCAGACAGCGGAUUGGGUCAUGGAAUAAGAAGUUGCUUUCACAGGCAGGUAAGGAGGUCUUGUUGAAAAGUGUGGCACAAUCUAUGCCCACCUUUUCUAUGAGUGUCUUUUUACUACCUAUGAAUAUCUGCACAGCCAUUGAGCGAACUAUGAAUCGUUACUGGUGGAGAUCUAAGGAUGAUCAGGGUAUCCAUUGGAAGGCAUGGGAUAAAUUAUGCAUCCCUAAGAAAUAUGGGGGAUUGGGCUUUAAGGAAUUGCAUGCCUUUAAUUUAGCUAUGUUGGGGAAACAGGCCUGGCGGUUACUCACCAAACCUGACUCAUUGGUUUCCAGAAUUUUUAAAGCCAGAUACUAUCCUAAAGGGACAUUCUUUGAUGCUUGUGUAGGGAAUAACCCAAGUUACUGCUGGCGAAGUAUUAUGGCAGCACAGGGACUAAUUUGUGGAGGAGUUAGACGCAGGAUUGGGAAUGGAAAAGAAACUCUAAUAUGGGAUCAUCCAUGGCUUCAGGAUGAAAAUAAUGCGAAAAUAAUAACCGAGAAACCACCAUACUUGGCGCAGGCAACUGUUAUGGGAUUGAUAGAUCAGGAAACGGCGGCAUGGGAUCAUGAUAUUUUAACUGAUAUUUUCAUUCCGGAGGAUGUGACACGAAUACUGAAGAUACCUGUGUCACCGGAUUAUGAGGAUAUGUGGUAUUGGUAUGGUGAUAUAACAGGUGAAUACUCGGUUAAAAGUGGUUACAGGCAAAUAGUGGGGAAUUAUGUUCAAGCAACAGGGAUGUUUGACAAGUGGCCUAAGUUAUGGAAGCUCAAAGUACCCCCGAGAUGGAAAACAUUUUUAUGGAGAGCCUUGAAUAAUAUAUUGCCCACAACAACGAACCUCAUUAUAAAGAGAGUGGAGAUUAGCCCAACAUGUGCUAUGUGUGGGAUUAUGCAUGAGGAUGUUAUGCACUCUUUGGUUAGAUGUGAUUAUACAAAGAACAUUUGGGCACAAUCUCACCUUCCAAUCCCCAAUACUAUCACAGAUAUUUUCCAUGUUUGGUUUAACGAGUUAUUAAAUAUUCUAGAUGAUGAUGGAAUUAUUUAUGCAGUGGGCCUGUUAUACUAUAUAUGGCGAGCAAGGAAUGGAGCUGUGUGGGACGUAUACUUACCCAGACCACAAAAGAUAAUUGUAACUGUAACCGCAGCGAUCCGGGCAUGGCAAAUUGCACACCCGGACCGCCCGCAACACCAACGGACUCAGCGUGGAUGGACCACGGCAAUCUCCGAGCAGCGCCAGGGAGUGGAACUGCAGCAUGCUGCUGUGCCGACCGCAACUCACACGGCUGCCUCCCCACGAAACAAAUGCUAUUUUGAUGCAGCCUUUUUCCAAGCCACAAAUAAGGCUGCUGUUGGAGCAAUUAUCCUAGACGAACAGGGAUCGUAUAUCUCAGCUUUACAGGCGCCAUUGAUAGACUGCUUCUCCCCGCUUAUGGCUGAAGCAAUUGCAUGUAAAGAAGUGUUAUCUUGGUUAUGGGAUCGUGGAGAGAGAUCGGUAGACAUCCUAACGGAUUGUCUGUCACUACAACAAUAUUUAUCACGUGCGAAGGAUACACCACGUUCGUACCUCGGCUAUGCCAUUGACUCCUGCAAAAACCGGAUGGUUUCCUUUGAUUAUGUUUCAGUUAAUUUUGUUCCUAGAUCAGAUAAUUGCUUAGCACAUGUUUUAGCCACUUCGGCCUUUAAUUAUUCAGCACCUAUGUACUCGGACUCUGGUCCGCCAGUCUCUAUUUCAACGUAUUUCCAAUAA